Molecule: messenger RNA, 2132 nt
Organism: Leptinotarsa decemlineata (Colorado potato beetle)
Lineage: Eukaryota; Metazoa; Arthropoda; Insecta; Coleoptera; Chrysomelidae
Gene: Non1
Product: nucleolar GTP-binding protein 1
Molecular function (GO): GTP binding
Source: RefSeq, a predicted model, not a curated record
AAGAAGAGUGAUGGCUCCUUUUACUUUUCAGGUUAACAUCGUAACAUGUGGCAAAUGUUGUGGAAGUUUUAACAUAAAAUAUUUAAGAACUUAAAGAAAAUCCAACAAAAAUGUCGCUUUACAAUUUUAAAAAGAUAGCUGUGGUUCCCACUGCGAAGGAUUUCAUUGAUAUAAUAUUAUCAAAAACACAGCGAAAGACCCCCACAGUUGUACACAAACAGUACAAAAUUACAAGAAUCAGAGCCUUUUAUAUGCGCAAAGUGAAAUUCGCCCAACAAAGUUUUCAUGAUAGGCUUUCUCAAAUGUUAACAGAGUUUCCAAAAUUAGAUGAAGUUCAUCCUUUUUAUGCUGAUUUGAUGAACGUGCUGUACGAUAAGGAUCACUACAAAUUGGCUCUUGGUCAAAUAAAUACAGCAAGACAUUUGAUUGAUACUGUUGCUAAAGAUUACGUAAGAUUGUUGAAAUUCGGUGAUUCUCUGUAUCGUUGUAAACAACUCAAGAGAGCAGCAUUGGGGCGAAUGGCAACCAUUAUGAAGAGACAAGCUUCCAAUCUUACUUAUCUGGAACAAGUGAGACAACAUUUAGCUCGGUUGCCUUCAAUUGAUCCUUAUACAAGAACUAUUUUAAUAUGUGGUUUCCCAAAUGUUGGUAAAUCCUCAUUCAUCAACAAAAUCACCAGAGCUGAUGUUGAAGUGCAGCCAUAUGCUUUCACAACUAAGUCACUCUACGUAGGUCACAUGGAUUAUAAAUAUCUCAGAUGGCAAGUAAUUGAUACGCCUGGUAUUUUGGACCACUCACUGGAAGAACGCAACGUCAUAGAAAUGCAGGCUGUAACAGCUCUUGCCCAUCUAAGAGCAUGUAUUUUAUAUUUUAUUGACCUCUCGGAACAGUGUGGUCAUACUCUCGAUGAACAGGUGAAGCUCUUUGAGUCUAUCAGACCUCUUUUCGCAAACAAACCAUUGAUAGUUGUUGCGAACAAGUGUGAUAUUAUCAAACUAGAUGAGUUGCCAAAGGAGCGUAGAAAUGUACUGAAAGAACUGGAAGAAAAUAAAGAUAUUAUAAUUAUCGAGAUGUCUACUGUCAAUGAUAUGGGUGUUAUGGAAGUCAAAACAGAAGCUUGCGAGAAGCUCCUGAGCUUCAGAGUUGAUCAGAAGAUGAGAACGAAAAAGGUUGAUGGCGUGUUAAACAGACUCCAUGUAGCAAUGCCAAAAACACGUGACGACAAACUUAGACCACCUUGCAUACCUCCUUCAGUGUUGGCCAAAAAACAGGAACAGGCAGAAAAGAAGAAACGUAAAUUAGAGCGUGACAUUGAAUUAGAGGAAGGAGAUGAUUACGUACUGGACUUGAAGAAGCAUUACGUUGACAUUCCUGAAGAGGAACGAUACGACAUCAUCCCUGAAAUCUGGGAAGGCCAUAACGUUGCCGAUUAUAUUGAUCCCGAUAUCUUUGAGAAGCUGGCAAGUCUAGAAAAAGAAGAAGAGUUACGUGAAGAAACUGGAAUGUAUGUCGUUCCGAAAAUCGAAUUGGACGAGACCAUGGAAGAGAUCAGGAAGCUUGCCUUGCAGAUCAGGAACAAAAAAGCCAUCAUUAAAGACGAAGCAAGGAUCAAUAAGCAAAGUAGGAAACCAGUCAUGCCCAGGACUGCUGGUGCAAAGGUUAGAGAUCGCUCUGUAUCAAAACUUCGUAACGACAUGUCCAAACUGGGAGUAGAUCUAGCCGACAGCGAAGAAGCUCAUUUCACUAAGACCAAACAAAGGAGCAGAUCCAUGGGGCCUCCCGCUAAACGAAUGAGGAUGGAAACCAGUGACAGCACAUCUCUCAACAGAUCCAGGUCAAUGUCCAAGCCCCCCAGAAACGAACUAGGAGUCAAGGAUGUAGCCAUGAAGAAGAAACUGGCUAAGAUCGCACAUCGCGCCAUCAGCAAGAAAGUCAAGAAGAUGGGUCUCAAGGGAGAGGCUGAUAGGUUCAUCGGAACCAAAAUGCCCAAGCACUUGUUCUCCGGGAAGAGAGGAACAGGAAAAACUGAUAGAAGAUGAGGGAAAUCCGUUUGUUUUGUUGGGUAUAUUUUAUUAGGAACAUUGAUGUGUUAUUUUGAAAUUGUGACACAAUAAACUAACUGUUGAAGAAUA